GUUGGGAAAACAAACUGCAGACACCCUGUGAUACUUCCUCACCCCGCAUCAGUUGAGUUUGGCCCACGGCUCCUCGUCAGCUGGCCGUGCGUAAUUCUCCAAGCGUCUCCGUGCGCUUUUCUCUUCGGGCGGGGAUUUUUACGCGCAGUACCACCAGGAGCGUCUGGUUCUACAUCUCCCACCAGCAACACGCGAUUGUUUCCUUUCUCCUUUUUUUGUCUGUGUCUAAAUCAAAUGGGGGGAGCAGGCUGCAUCAGAGGGAGCCGGACGCCGACAGCAGCAGCACUUUGAACGGACUCAAACCUCCAGGAGGAGCCGACAUGUACUGAGACACGCAGUUGUAGCGCAAGAGGAAACGCCAGAUUGUGAGAAAACAUGAGCGGCGGGGAGAUCAUCUUCCAGGGCUGGCUGAGGAAGUCACCGCCGGAGAAAAAGCUGCGGAGAUAUGCAUGGAAGAAACGCUGGUUCAUCCUUCGCAGCGGCCGCAUGAGCGGUGACCCCGACGUUCUUGAGUACUACAAGAAUGACCACUCCAAGAAACCUAUCCGGGUCAUCGACCUGCACUGCUGCGAGCAGGUGGACGCCGGCCUGACCUUUAAGCGGAAGGAGUUCCAGGACAGCUUCGUGUUUGACAUCAGGACCUCGGACCGAACCUUUUACCUCGUGGCGGAGACUGAGGAGGAGAUGAGCAAGUGGGUCCGCUCCAUCUGCCAGCUGUGCGGGUUCAACCAGUCGGAUGACAACCACGAUGGCAGGUUACAACAUAUGCCACGUUCUGUUGGAACAGAUGUCACCGGCUCCAUGGCCCCUCUGACUGGAGAUCGCAAGUCCUCUGCCCCCAUCCACUCCAGCCAGCCAGUCCUCUUCACCUUCGACGUGCCUGUGCGCCACACACACCACAGUUCCUUGUCCAACAGUGCACCCCAGGACUACCUCCUCCUCCACCAGUGCAUGAGCAGGAAGACAGAGAGCGCAAGGUAAAGGUCGCGACCCUCAGGCGUCCUGUGUCAGUUUCCUGUUAUCCGUUAAUGCAGGUCAACAUACAGGUUCAUGGCGCUUCCUCAGUUUAGAAGCCAUGAGGGUUCGGACCUCUGUUACAGGGGGGGGAAAUUAGCCAACAGGGGGAAAUUAGCCAACUGUGUGUGUUGUAGAUUAUU
Messenger RNA from Paralichthys olivaceus (Japanese flounder), 1157 nucleotides. The record is from RefSeq and is a predicted model, not a curated record. Lineage: Eukaryota; Metazoa; Chordata; Actinopteri; Pleuronectiformes; Paralichthyidae.